This is a messenger RNA of Sycon ciliatum, 3695 nucleotides long. RefSeq lists its product as uncharacterized. NCBI's taxonomy places the organism in Eukaryota, Metazoa, Porifera, Calcarea, Leucosolenida, Sycettidae. The coding region runs from base 237 to 2354 and encodes 705 amino acids. The record is from RefSeq and is a predicted model, not a curated record. The transcript has 5 exons.
ACGCCUGGAUUUCCCUGACCAGAACAGUACUUAUGCCAUUGUUUGACCAAUACUGGGCCAUCGUACUUCGAAAGUCAAUUUCUUUGUGCUGUUGCUCAGGGAAGGUUGCAUGUGCUAUGCCCUGUUGCAUGUUGUUAUACUUCUAGUGACGUGACUAGUUUGUUUUGUCAACAUUGUAUUGGACGGCUUGAGGACGGAUUAACGUGCGUCUCCUCGGGGUGGUGUGCAGCGUCAGAAUGGAGCAAGAUGAUUCCUCUGCGGCAACCCCUAUUGAUGAUAAUGUCCGCCUGCACGAUGAAGAUGAUGAGGUCAGCACGAUUGACGAUGACAGAGCGGAUCUGAAUGAUCUACCAAGGUCUGGUGGCCACAUGGGUACUAGUUAUGAUCACCGCUUGGUGUCCGGUCCUCAGCCUCGGCAAUGUGGGGGCAGCGGCGGUGCUGCUAGUGGUAGUGCACGGCGGCGGCGCCAUCGGCGUGGCAACCGAUCGGGUCAACCGUGGCAACAUGCACGCCGCAGUGAAGAUAAUGAUAGCGGCAGUGGUCGCCAGCGCCACAGUGGCUUGCGUCACCUGCAGCAUGGCGCCGGUAGUGGUGGCGAUGCUGGUGGUUACAAGGCACAAUCCCGAGCCAAUGGCCCAGCCGAACAGCAGUACGACUGGCGCAACAGUCAGCACAGCGACGGUGGCCGUGAACAGGGGCAAGACAGAGCUGCUCCUGCACCAGCCAAGUCCGGGCCGCAGCAGGCAUCUUCUACUGGACAGGCAAGCAGCAUGGGCGGUGAGGAGCGGACGGCGUGCACCUCCGGUACUCCCAGCAAUGCCAACUACUCGUCGGAACCAACAGCAGCUGGUGGACAGCGCGAACAGCCACAUGUUGAUCAGCAGCACCAGCAACAAAAACAUGACCCAAACACCGGGCGCCCUGCUACCAGCAACCAACAACGAGGAACGCAGAGUCGCGGCCGUGGUCGUGGCCGUCCCCCUGCCAACAGUCAGGCUCAAGAUGCAUCGAGCAGACGCCCUGGAAGUGCCCCGAAAGAAGGUGUUCGGCGCUCCACUGUUACUACGGCAACGCAGACCACGGUGCGUACGGUCACGCUGAACAUGACAGGCAGUCUGAGCAUCGACACUGACAAACCAAAAGAUCUGGAGGCUGCCGUAGCCAUCCUUGAUCGUGUUGCCCUUUACCAGACCAAUCGUCCUGGAACAGUGGGCGCUACGGCAGCAGCAACGGCAACAUCAGCUGCGGCACCCUCUAGCGGCGGCGGGGCCAAGCUGAAGCGCUACUCCACGCAGCGUCAGACAGACAAUCAUCCUCAGCAAACGCCUCGGCUACAGCCGCAGGAGGAGCAGCAAGAGCAACAGCAGCAGCGCUCUCUACCUGCUGGUGUCAUGAUUGCUGAGAACCCUCCGGCUGUUCAGGCGGUUGCUACUGCUGCCUCUCUUCAGCCUCACCAGCCUCAGCAGCUUGAGCAGCAAGAACUAGAACAGCCCUCCAGCCAGCAGCUGCAGGAGCUGUACCAGGUGGUGAUGAAGCACGAUCAGAUGAUGCUGAACAUUCAACAUCAACUCGAUGAAGCUCAGCAGUGCUCUAUGCAUCAGGAACAGAUCCUGCUACAGUUUGCGCCCCAGCAGCAGCUGCAACAACAACAGUCGCCUCGGCUACAGCCGCAGGAGGAACAGCAAGAGCAGCAGCAGCAGCAGCGCUCUCUACCGGCUGGUGUCAUGAUUGCUGAGAACCCUCCAGCUGUUCAGGCCACUGCUACUGCUGCCUCUCUUCAGCCUCACCAGCCUCAGCAGCUUGAGCAGCAAGAACUAGAACAGCCCUCCAGCCAGCAGCUGCAGGAGCUGUACCAGGUGGUGAUGAAGCACGAUCAGAUGAUGCUGAACAUUCAACAUCAACUCGAUGAAGCUCAGCAGUGCUCUAUGCAUCAGGAACAGAUCCUGCUACAGUUUGCGCCCCAGCAGCAGCUGCAACAACAACAGUCGCCUCGGCUACAGCCGCAGGAGGAACAGCAAGAGCAGCAGCAGCAGCAGCGCUCUCUACCGGCUGGUGUCAUGAUUGCUGAGAACCCUCCAGCUGUUCAGGCCACUGCUACUGCUGCCUCUCUUCAGCCUCACCAGCCUCAGUCGCCUCGGCUACAGCCGCAGGAGGAACAGCAAGAGCAGCAGCAGCAGCAGCGCUCUCUACCGGCUGGUGUCAUGAUUGCUGAGAACCCUCCAGCUGUUCAGGCCACUGCUACUGCUGCCUCUCUUCAGCCUCACCAGCCUCAGCAGCUUGAGCAGCAAGAACUAGAACAGUCCUCCAGCCAGCAGCUGCAGGAGCUGUACCAGGCGGUGAUGAAGCACGAUUAGACGAUGCUGAACAUUCAACAUCAACUCACUGAAGCUCAGCAGCGCUCUAUGCAUCAGGAACAGAUCCUGCUACAGUUUGCGUCCCAGCAGCAACAACAACAGCAACAACAGCAGAUGCCGCCACCGCAGCAGCAGCAGCCGCAGGCACCGCAAGUCCCACAGGCUGCCGAUCAGCCCGUUGUUGCACGUGUGGUUCAACCAACGGCUUUAGCAACACCGCAGCCCAUGCACAUGCCAGGCCCUGCUGACGUGCAAGGACCACCACCUCAGGCGGCUGCACCGCAGGCUGCGGCCCCUGGCCUGCCACACCCUCCCACCAAGCAACAGUUUGUGUCGCACAUGCCGCCCACGGCCCCGGCUGACGCUAAGUGGUACGCGGCGGGAGGUUUGCCAGCUCCAGAGGCUGUCUUCCCGGCUUCCCCGUGUAUUACGGCAAUGCUGACACCCCACAGCCACCCAUGCUGGGCACAGCAGCCGCACAGCCAGCACCGGCCGGCCUCACUGCCGGAGCAGCCGCAGUGCCACUACCACAGCGCCACCGUGAAUGCUCAUCAGCUGUACCUAUUGUCGAUCCGGCCACUCAGUGACUCCCAUCAACAAUUCGAGCGCCGCGUCGUAAAGUGCUGUGCCCUGCUCCUAUUCUGCUGAUGGAGUAAGUAACUCGCUGUAACAGCUGUAGGUUUCUGCCGCCCGCUCUGCGCCGUAUCCUUGCUGGAUACAGCUGUACUUGGACUUCGCAAUGUCUCGCCAGCUUCUCUACUGUUGGGUGUGUACUCGGCUUUCAUUAUCUUGGUCGCGAGUUCUUUGAGUAGUGCUCGUCGUCCCCUGCUGCUUUCUUUUUUUGUAUAUUUUCACAUGAUGCUCUGGCUUGUUCCGCCUGUGUACAGUUGUAGCGUUCUGUAAUUUUGAUGUCCACCUAGUGUUUCAGUCUAAUGUUUCGUUUGUGGUUUCUGAUCUUCUUUCUUCUAUGUGUGUGUGUGUGUUUUUAAUCCUGUCUUGACUGACUUGUGACUGUGUUAUGUUUAGUGUGGCUAUCCGCGGCAUGUUCCAUGUGCACAUUGUACAGCUGCUGUUCUUGAUAAAACCUCUAGUGUUCUCCCCGAUGGCUGAUUCUUUGCGCCAUAGGAUGAUUUGCCAGGCUUGCUGUACAAAGAUACUAGCCCCUCAGCGCCGCACUGCACGCAGUCUUGCGUUGUUUUGCAACUUCUCUCUCUCUCUCUCUCUCUCUCUCUCUCUCUCUCUCUCUCUCUCUCUCUCUCUCUCCCUCUCCUAUCAAUUUGUUCGUGUGUCCCGUCUCUUUCUUUGGUGUGAGAAGGUCUGGUAGACCCUAUUCAAUUGUGA